AUGUCAAGAACUCCACCAAGUGAGACCUUUUCUUACGACGAAGAGCACCACCAUAAACGCAGACACAAAAGUCCGUCCCAUAAAGGCCUAGUGAAUGACGCCAUAAGCAAGGCCCUGGAUCAAAUCUCCAAGUCACCCUUCACAUGCAAGAUAGAAGAGGCUAAGCUUCCUCGACGAUUCCAUCAACCUACUUUCACAAUGUACAACGGUCGAACGGACCCCGUAGAGUACGUAAGCCAAUUUAACCAAAGAAUGGCCGUCCAUUCCAUUGACAAGGCUUUGAUGUGCAAAGUAUUUUCGUCCAACUUGGGGCCGAUGGCGAUGAGAUGGUUUGAUGGCCUCAAGCCAAAUUCCAUUGGUUCCUUUAAGCAGCUAACCCAGGCCUUUGGCUCUCGCUUCAUCAUGAGUAACAGGGUUCCUCAGCCCUUGGAUUCUCUGUUGUCUUUGUCCAUGCGAGAAGGGGAGAUCCUGAAAGCCUACUCGGACAGGUACUGGGAGAUGUACAAUGAGAUAAAGGGUAACUAUGACGAUGUCGCUAUCAACACUUUCAAGAGCGGCCUCCCAACUGAGCAUGGUUUAAGAAAAUCCCAAAUAGGAAAGCCUGUCACCAACCUGCGCCAACUCAUGGACUAG
Molecule: messenger RNA, 633 nt
Organism: Quercus lobata
Lineage: Eukaryota; Viridiplantae; Streptophyta; Magnoliopsida; Fagales; Fagaceae
Exons: 1
Coding region: 1-633 (210 amino acids)
Source: RefSeq, a predicted model, not a curated record